This is a messenger RNA of Physella acuta, 2208 nucleotides long. Its product is annotated as tubulin beta chain. Gene Ontology annotation, cellular component: microtubule. The record is from RefSeq and is a predicted model, not a curated record. Gene Ontology annotation, molecular function: structural constituent of cytoskeleton; GTP binding; GTPase activity. Gene Ontology annotation, biological process: microtubule-based process. Lineage: Eukaryota; Metazoa; Mollusca; Gastropoda; Physidae.
CCAUCUUUGACACAAUUCAUUGAACAACUAAUUAAUUAAAACCGCUGAGAACUACAACGUUUUAUGAAAUGGACAAUGGCGAACACCAAUAAAAACAAAAAGAAUCAAUCGUAGAACGGGACAGUGCGAUAGCUGUACCAGCUCAACAGAUUCCUACCACGUCAUUCUCUUGGUAACUGUGUUCUUCCAUUACAUCCUUGGUAACCAGACCCCCCAUCAAGUUAAAGUUAGUAGGUCUAAGGUUGAAGAAUUUCUUGGAGCUACUGAGACGAGACCAAGACCAGGCUUGGUCCAACUUGAUAGUGUGUUUGUUCCAGGGGAGUGCGGUCCACGCAAACGCUCAAGAUGCGGGAAAUUAUGCACAUACAGGUCGGCCAAUGCGGCAACCAGAUUGGCUCGAAGUUUUGGGAAGUUAUAUCAGACGAGCAUGGCAUUGACCCAACCGGAAACUACCACGGAGACUCGGACCUCCAGCUAGAGCGCAUCAAUGUGUACUACAACGAAGCCGCAGGUGGCCGGUACGUCCCCAGAGCAGCGUUGGUUGACCUUGAACCCGGCUCCAUAGAUUGGGUCAGAUCUGGUCGCUUUGGCACUAUUUUCCGCCCCGACAAUUUUGUCUCGGGUAAAGGAGGUGCCGCAAAUAACUGGGCCAAAGGCCACUACACAGACGGUGCCGAGCUGGUAGACAACAUCAUGGAGAUCGUCCGCAAAGAGUCCGAGCACUGUGACUGUCUCCAGGGCUUCCAGCUGACCCACUCGCUGGGGGGUGGCACCGGCUCGGGUCUUGGGACUCUGAUCAUCAGCAAAGUCCGUGAGGAGUACCCUGACAGGAUCAUGUGCUCAUACUCCGUGGUCCCUUCACCCAAGGUCUCCGACACCGUAGUAGAGCCCUACAACUGUACCCUUGCCAUUCACCUCCUGGUCGAGAACACCGAUGAGACCUACAUCAUCGACAACGAAGCUCUCUACGACAUUUGCUUUCACACCCUCCGCCUCUCCACCCCCACCAACGGCGACUUAAACCACCUGGUGUCUGCGACCAUGUCUGGCAUCACCACCUGUCUCCGAUUCCCCGGCCAGCUGAACGCUGACCUCCGUAAACUAGCCGUCAACAUGGUGCCAUUCCCCCGCCUGCAUUUCUUCAUGACGGGAUUCGCACCUUUAACCUCCCGCGGCAGCCAGUGGUACCGUAACCUGACGGUUCCAGAGCUGACCCAGCAGAUGUUCGAUGCCAAGAACAUGAUGGCGGCGUGCGACCCACGUCACGGUCGUUACCUGACUGCGGCGACCGUGUUCAGAGGGAAGAUGUCCAUGAAGGAAGUGGACGAGCAGAUGUUGAACGUCCAGAACAAGAACAGCCGCUACUUCGUAGAGUGGAUCCCCAACAACGUCAAGACCGCUGUCUGCGAUAUCCCGCCCCGGGGGCUCAAAAUGUCGGCAAUUUUCAUGGGGAACAACACAGCGAUGCAAGAACCAUUCAAGCGUGUUGGGGAACAAUUCUCAGCCAUGUUCCGUCGUCGUGCUUUCUUGCACUGGUACACAGGUGAAGGCAUGGAUGAGAUGGAAUUCACAGAAGCCGAGUCCAACAUGAGCGAUCUAGUCUCCGAGUACCAGCAAUACGAGGAGGCUACAGUGGAGGACGGCAUCAACUUUUAUGAAGAGGAGGAAGAGGAGGCAUAAAUCAAUACCUCCCCAACGCCCACACCUUUGCGCCUUACAUGCAUAGCUUGACCAGAGUGACCAUUGUCCAUCUCGUAGCUAUUGCUACCCAUUACAGUCCAUCAUAGAAAGAGCCAUAGUAUACCAUCGUUGAAAACUUUAACAUCUUGAAGUGACUUUGAUUUUUAAGAAAAAUAUAAAAGAACGCAACAUCAAUUAUUUCGUUUCGCUCCUAGACAGAAUAUUACGAUUCAUCUUUUUUGAAAAACCAACUACUUAACCUCAUGAAGCCUGCUGUAUAGUUUACAUCUAUUAUACUAAUGUUACCAGAAACGAAACCAAAAAAAAAUUCAGCCAACCCAAGCAGUGAUGUAAUGCUUUCAAACUUUGUUUACUUGUUUUCCCCCACCUGUCGUGGAUACAAUAAAAACAUGGCAAGACAACAACCCGCCCCGAAUGUUAAUAAAUUUAUUAUUUCAAUUUUGGUCUUGAUCAUGUCUUAAACCUGAGGAUGGUCGUGAGUUCAAAUAAAAAUCAUUUUUAGCUUCA